Molecule: messenger RNA, 3324 nt
Organism: Salvelinus namaycush (lake trout)
Lineage: Eukaryota; Metazoa; Chordata; Actinopteri; Salmoniformes; Salmonidae
Gene: arap1a
Product: ArfGAP with RhoGAP domain, ankyrin repeat and PH domain 1a
Exons: 27
Coding region: 1-3324 (1107 amino acids)
Biological process (GO): signal transduction
Molecular function (GO): GTPase activator activity
Source: RefSeq, a predicted model, not a curated record
AUGCAGAACUGUUUCCACAGUCAGUUUAGUGUGGAUGAGGCUGAGUACGAGGACAUUGAGGAAAACAGGAGAACAUCUGUUGAUGAAGACAGUAUCUAUCUUGGCUGCACACUGUCACGAUCAGUCAACCCUGAAGACUCUGAUUUUCACCACUCUCCUGUUAUCAAGAUGGGCUGGCUGCACAAGACCCCGCCUCAGGGGACCCUUGUUUUCCAGAAGCGUUGGGUGAUGUUGGAUGCACAGUAUCUUCGAUACUUUCAAAAUGAGAAGGGGGUCUACUCAAAGCGGAUCAUAGCCAUACUGUCUGUCACUGAAGUGCUUAAUGUUGGAGGGCAGAAGUUUGAGGUGGUGACAAGGAACAGGACAUUCUUGUUCCGUGCUGAGAACAACACCGUCAGGGAGGAAUGGGUGUCAGUACUGAAAGAGACUAUUCAGCAGCGUUGUAACAGCAUGGAGAUGUCCCUUAUGAACUUCAGUGAUACGAGUGGACAGCGUGCUAGCAGAGUCUCACUCAUUAGUAAGCAAGGAUACCUGGAGAUGAGUGGACUGCGCUCCAAGCUCUAUGUAGUCAUCUGUGCCAACAGUGUCUUCCUCUAUAGGAACGCUGAGGAGCACAGCCAGGGUGUUGGCAUCACCUCCAUUGAGAUGAAUUUGGGUACUGUGAAGGGCACAGACAAACGGUCCUUCAACCUCACCACCUUCUACAGGACAUUCAGUUUUGUGGCCGAGUCGGAGCAGCAGCGGGAGCAGUGGGUUGAGGCCCUGCAGGCCUGUGUCAGUCACUCUCUGUCCAGCAACGCGGUGGCCCAGAAGAUCUGGUCGGAGGAGGCCAACCAGCGCUGUGCAGAUUGUGGCGCCCCCCACCCAGACUGGGCCUCUGUCAACCUGUGUGUGGUCCUCUGCAAAUGCUGUGCAGGGGUGCACAGGGGUCUGGGUCAGAGUGUGUCCAAAGUCCGCAGUCUGAAGAUGGAUGAAAAGGUGUGGACUGAAAAUCAGCUGUUCCUGUUGCUAGGUAACGACAAAGUAAACCUUUUCUGGGCAGCUAACAUUCCACCAAGUGAGAUGCUCUGUCCAUCAAGUGACAGUGAGGAGCGCCAGCGCUUUGUUACUGCCAAGUACUGCCAGGGGAAAUACCGCCGCUACCAUGCACUGUUUGGCCAACAGGAAGCCCUCAACAAAGCUCUGUGCAACACCAUUCAGACAGGUGAUGUAUUGGAGACUCUGUCGCUGGUGUUCUGUGGAGCAGAUGUGAACUGUUAUACAGGUGAUCCAGAGCUGCCCAGCCCUGUUUCCAUUGCCCAGCACUAUGGACAGACACUUCAGGUGGAGUUCCUCACUCACAACCACAACACAGAGCUCCCAGGGUCAAGGGCUGGAGAUCACACAAUCUUAGAGGCUGCUCUCCCCAUCUCACACACUGGUUAUCUGUUCAAGACUGCCUCCUCAACACGAGCAGUUACAGAGCGCAAAUCUAAAGGAGAUUUUAGUCGUCGCUGGUGCUCUUUGAACCAAGGUAACUUUAGCUACUAUGAGAGUGAGAAGAGCUCCAGCCAGAGUGGACAGAUGAAGAUGAGUGAUGUCCUUUGUCUGGUGGUCAAUCCCCAAGGGAAACAUGGUUAUGGUCAUUCCUUUGAGCUGUACCAUGACUCUGGGAGAGUCUACCUGUUUGGAGAGGAUUCCCCUGACACGGUGAGGGAGUGGAUCAAGGCCAUUGGCAAGGCCCUGGUCCCCCCUGUAGCAGAGGACCUGGUGGGCUGGUCCUUUGAGCGGGUGGGCCGGCUGCGCUACACUGCGGGCCAGAGCUUCCAUUGUCCUUGCCUGGGCUGGUUCUCCCUGGGGGGCUCCAGACUGCUCCUCCUCCUCCACGGAGAAGACCACGCGGAUAACAUCGACCUGCGAAAACUACAGGAGCUCUCCGUGGAGCAAGAAGCUGCUGCUGUGGUGCUGGUGGACAGAGGCAGGAGGCUGCGUUUGGAGGGGGACAGGAGGCCUGACUUCCAGGGCUGGCUGAGUGGCAUCCAGCAGGGCUUAGGGAGAGGAGACGGCCCCCUGGACCAGCAGCAGCUUACUGAGACAGAAGUCCCUGUCAUCGUGGACUGCUGCAUUAGCUAUAUCACACAGCAUGGUUUGAAGUCAGAGGGCAUCUAUCGGAGGUCUGGUGUGAACUCUAAGAUCGCCGCCCUGCUGUUCUCUCUCCGCCAUGACCCCCGUCAGGUUCGUCUGAGUGAAGGGGAGCGCCAGGUGGAUAAUGUGGCCAACGUCCUGAAGAGGUUCCUCAGGGAAGUGGGAGAGGGGGUUUUCAAUGGCCAUCAGGCCUCUCUGCCAUGGCUCCAUACCACUACUGUCAGUGAGAGAAGAGAGAGAGUGUCCCAGUACAAGGCCCUCCUCCACAGCCUCCCCCUAGUCAACAGAGCCACUCUGGGGGCUGUCAUCAACCACCUCUACUGCGUCCAGUGCUUUGCAGAUGAGAAUCAGAUGAACAUGCACAACCUGGCCAUUGUGUUUGGUCCCACGCUCUUCCAGACGGACGGCACUGAUAACAGCGCAGGACAGGUGGUAGAGGAGCUCAUCCAGAACUACCAGGAUAUCUUCAAUGUGAAUGCCGAGCAGCUUCAGAAGCAGCUGGACAUGAUCUCUCAUGUCAUCAAAGCACAAGAAGAACACACCGAGGAGGGGACCCCGUCACCUCUCACCAUCUGUGGGGUUUACCUGGAGAGGAAGGAGGAGGGCUCUGAGCUGCUGGUUCAGAUCUCCCAGGCAGUGAGUGCUGAGGAGCUAGUGUGUGAGGUCCUGAGACGCGGGAACAUCCCUACACAACAGGGGGAGUAUUGGAGCUGCUUCCUGGUCAACGACAACCAGGAGAUGGAGCGUCCAUUGCACUACCAGGAACGAGCGCUGGCCAUCUAUUUCUCUCUGGGUAAAGACUGUCACCUGGUGGUCAGGAGGAACUGCUACAUGGAUGCCAUGUUAAUCUACAUAGCUGGCAUGGUAGACGUGUCCAGAAACAGCAUGAUUAAGUUCAGGGAUGAGAAGGGUCAAAGGGGGAAGAGAACCUUCAGCAGACGCCUCUGUGUACUCGAUGGCACCUCUCUCAGGCUCUACAAAGAAGUAAAGAGUACUCAGCCUGAGAGGGAAUGUCAAGUCCAUGCUCUGAAAGUCUACUAUGGCAUCAAGAAGAGGCUACAGCCACCAUCAUGCUGGGGGAUGACUGUAGUGUGUGAGCAGGCAGAACGAGACAAACAGCAGUGGUACCUGUGCUGUGAAUCAAAGAACGAAUUGAUCGAGUGGCUGGCCACUUUUAUGAACCUCCAGUGGUUGAUUUGA